AUGAACGCAUCCUCCAUUAAAACUGUCGGUGUUAUCGGCACUGGCGUCAUUGGCGCCAGUUGGACAGCACUUUUCCUUUCCAAAGGCCUCAAAGUCAUUGCAACAGACCCAGCACCCGAUGCUGAGGCCAAACUUCUCGAAUAUUUACAAAAGAAUGGUUCUGCUGUGCCCAAUACCAAAGUGGCUCCGAGCACCUUUUUAGAGAAUCUCAAAUUUGUCAAAGAUCUUGACCCUCAUAUGGGGGAGAUAGAUAUGAUACAAGAGAACGGACCAGAAAGGGUUGACUUCAAACGCCGUCUAUUUGCCCACUUGGACUCAAUUACUCCUGAACAUGUGUUAAUCGCAUCGUCUUCCUCGGGUCUGCCUUCAUCAGUCUUUAUCACCGAGUGCAAGAAAAAUCCGGCUCGCAUUCUGAUCGGGCAUCCCUUCAAUCCUCCACACUUGGUACCCUUGGUGGAGGUAGUUCCUCAUCCCGGGACUAGCGAAGAAUACGUGACUGCUGCUUGUGCAUUUUACAGCAGCCUCGAUAAAGACCCUGUGGUUGUCCGAAAAGAGACACCCGGCUUCAUCGCCAACCGACUACAAGCUGCCGUUUGCGCUGAGGCAUACAGUCUUGUCUCGAGAGGGGUCGUUUCGGCCGAGGAUCUCGACAAAACAAUGACUUCUGGUCUUGGCCUCCGUUGGGCACUCUCUGGUCCCAUCAUGACAAACACUCUCGGAGGGGGUGGAAAUUUCAGUCAUUUCGUGGAUCACCUUGGCCCAGCAUUAAAAACGUGGCUCGAUGACAUGCAGCAACAUCCGUUUGACUUUGACUCACGAGACGCCAUUGAAGAUCUGAAGUGCAAAGUAAAUGGGUGGGUAUCUCAUGUCGACCUGGAAGCUGUUGAAAGCAACCGAGAUAAACACUUAUUCAACUUGGUCGAAGACAAGUUAGCCGCUGCUGAUGUCCAGAAGUGA
Messenger RNA from Penicillium nucicola, 957 nucleotides. RefSeq lists its product as uncharacterized. The record is from RefSeq and is a predicted model, not a curated record. Gene Ontology annotation, biological process: fatty acid metabolic process. Gene Ontology annotation, molecular function: NAD+ binding; oxidoreductase activity, acting on the CH-OH group of donors, NAD or NADP as acceptor. Bases 1 to 957 code for a protein of 318 amino acids. The transcript is spliced from 3 exons. NCBI's taxonomy places the organism in Eukaryota, Fungi, Ascomycota, Eurotiomycetes, Eurotiales, Aspergillaceae.